This is a messenger RNA of Canis lupus familiaris (dog), 652 nucleotides long. Its product is annotated as WAP four-disulfide core domain protein 10A-like. Gene Ontology annotation, biological process: antibacterial humoral response; innate immune response. Bases 126 to 458 code for a protein of 110 amino acids. Gene Ontology annotation, molecular function: peptidase inhibitor activity. Lineage: Eukaryota; Metazoa; Chordata; Mammalia; Carnivora; Canidae. Gene Ontology annotation, cellular component: extracellular region. The transcript is spliced from 3 exons. The record is from RefSeq and is a predicted model, not a curated record.
CAGUGAGAGACCAGUCACAUGUUCUCCAAACUCCACACCCCAAAGCCCUUCGCUACCCCCUGCAGGACCUGGUAAAAUACUGGGUCUGCUGCCAGGCUCACAUUCAGACAUCCAGAGUUAACAUCAUGAAGUGGUUGGUUUUCCAGCUGGUGACACUCUACUGCCUGGUCAUCAUGCCAGUGACAGGAACUAUGAAAGAAAAAACUAAGAAAGUAACUCGUCGUCCAAAUUUCAUUGUAGUAAAACCGAAAAUGCGAGAUUGCUCGAGGUCACCUACCUACUACGAGUGCCAAAGAAAGUGCCAAUAUUCCUGGGACUGUGCUGUUGGGUAUGAAUGCUGCUUUGCUGCCUGUGGAAGUAUUUGCUUGAAUAUCCGACAAAUCGAGACCCAUAAGGACACUACACCCAGAACCGAGGCUGUAACUACUUUGUGUCACCCAACCACCAUUUGGAAUUAGGACCUAUAGACACCUACAAGGUGUCAGGCUAAUUCUACAUGAUGUCCAGUGGUAUGAUCGUCUUAUCCCAGCUGGGAGGCGGCAGGGAGGGGAGUGGAUGGGUCCCAAGGCAAUGUCUCUCCUAUUUGCCAACCCUCUUCCCUGAACCAUUGUAUAUCAGCUUCUUUUCCCUGAAAAAUAAACAGUGGCAUUAA